Molecule: messenger RNA, 2586 nt
Organism: Pyricularia pennisetigena
Lineage: Eukaryota; Fungi; Ascomycota; Sordariomycetes; Magnaporthales; Pyriculariaceae
Exons: 3
Coding region: 1-2586 (861 amino acids)
Source: RefSeq, a predicted model, not a curated record
AUGGAGGUUGUUGUAUCUUCUAGAGACGAUGGCGCGUCGGAGGUGAUGCAGGAAUGGACUGAGGAUGAGGAGGUGACACGGAUUCGGAGGAUGAAAUCCGGCGAGUGGAUGGGUUCCUCCCCGAGGAAGCCCACUCACGAUAGGAUGAGGAGUGAAGCAAGUUCGGCACACAUGAGGCACUUUCAAAGCGAAAAGACCAAGGGCAGGCAAACAGUUAACUGGCCAUUCGCGAGCGUCACGAGCGAGUCGGCGACCGUUAUAUCGACCCCCGCCAUGCCCGACUUCCCACUGCGGAGGAGGAGACAGACAUGGCAGACGCCCGGCAUAAGGGAUAGCGAUAUCUUCAGCGUCGAUGGAUCCAUUGUUCCGGACUAUGUGAGGAACUACAUUCGGGGAGAGACGCCCGAGUCCCUUGCCAAGAAACGAAAGAACAACGGGCGCUUGGCCGAACGCGACGUCGAACUCAACGAGGACGGAAUGGGCCACAACCGCCUGCAGUCAAGGGCGGGUGAGCUUGGUUUUGGGACUGACGACGGCGGACACUCCACGAUCGGAUCCGACAUGAGCGGUGACGACAGGCGCCAUCUGAUGCGAGGGGCCGGUGGUGACGACCGGGGGAAUAGUGGGUCAUGGGGGAGCUUGGCGGGAGGCUGGAGGGCCGGAGUUUCGGUGAACUUGCUCAUCGCGUUUAUCGUGUUCGUCGGCAGUCUGGCCUGCUUCAUGAUAGCCCUCGCCGGGAGCCAACCGGCAAAACGGCUGCUGACCGACGGGGCAAGCAUUUUCAAUGGGUCCUGCGCCGAGGCGUCCGGUGUCAGCUAUGGCCUGCAUGCGCUUGUCAACGUCGUGGGGCUUGUGGGCAUCGCUGGUGCCAACUACGUCUUCCAGGUCCUCACGAGUCCGACACGUGCCGAGGUCGAUGCUGCUCACGCGAAGAAGCAGUGGCUUGAUAUCGGUAUUCCUUCGCUGCGUAACCUGGGACAUAUUGCUCCCAUGCGGAGUGUGAUGGCCAUGGUCCUUGUGCUGGUGGGCGUAGCAUCACAAGUAAUCUAUAAUUCAUUAAUCUUCACGUCUCAGGCCGGGGUUGGAUACAACCUCGUCUUUGUAACAGAAUCGUUCUUGACCGGAGCCCCAUUCAGCAAUGCAACAUCCAACAACGCAGGGAGGCUGGGACGCCUCGACAUUCUCUCACUGCAAGACCAGGCCAGCCGCAACCAGCUGGUAAACAUGACGGCAAGCGACUGCAUCUUACGGUUCAGCGGCAACUUUGACACAGAAUACAGCUCCGCACUUUUCGUAACACGCCUCGACAACCCGAGCAACUCGCUCGUCCAGACCGCCAGCCCAGCCUCUUCGGUCCGGUUCGGCGUCAACCCGGUGGCGGCAAAAGCCGUAACGGCCGACUCGGCUCCAAUCAACCCCGAUUCCGUGCUGUUUUGCCUGGCUCAGCGGGCAUCCACCGAUGCCAAGACGUGCAGCGUGGUUCUCAACGGAUCUCUUCUCGGGCUUGUGGUGCUUCUCAACUUGGUGACCCUAGUUGUCACUGCCCUGGUCCUGUUCCGGACAUCGAGGGUUUCCAAGCCGCUCGUGACGCUCGGGGACAGUCUUGCAUCGUUUCUCCAGGUGGCGGACGAGACGACGCAGGGUUCUUGCCUAAUGAGCAAGACGGACGUGUUGCAGAAACGCUGGGGUCUCAGGGAGAUCAAGUACUGGGUUCCUACAGCCCAGUACUGGUUCCAAACUGCAAGCCUGCCCCGCUGGGUGUUUAUCUGCUUCACAUGGACCGUCAUGACGGGUCUCACAGCCUCGGCUCUGGCAAUGAACCUGUCGCGCAAAGGCGAAUCGUCAACAGACCGGCCUCUGACAGCGCUCGGCAUGGCUUCGGGAACUGCAGUGUUUCCGCUUGCGUCGGACGUGCCGGCAUUGGGCGCGUGUCUGGUUGCUGCACUCCCGCAGCUGCUGCUAGCCGUGCUGUAUCUGGCCACCAACAGCCUCCUGACCACCUUCUACUUGAGCCACGAGUCGGCACUCUACGCAUCCGGAACCCCCAGGCCCCUGCGCGUAUCUUACCAACCGCAGGGCGACCAAACCACCAGCCUCUUCCUCACGCUCCCCCGUCCGCUCUCCUGGGGUCUUUGUGCCGGCUUUGGGGGCAUGGGCUUCCUGCUGAGCCAGAGCUUCUUCGUCGUGGCCGCCAAACUCGACGGCAUGACCGGCGGCGACAGCAUCGACGCCUCCUCGGAGAUGGUGGGUCUCGGCUUCAGCGACACGGGACUCCUGGCGCUGCUGGCCGUGGUCGUCGCUCUAGGGGCCGGAGUGAUGGGCAUGAGCCUCCGGCGUGCGCCCGGAGCCACCACGGCCGACGGGCAGGCGGCGGACAACCCACUCGUGCUCGAGGCUGGGAGCUGCAGCGCCGUCAUCAGCGCGCGGUGCCAUAACACGGAGCCCGACGAGCCGAGCGACGUUGCCGCGAGGAAGCUGAUGUGGGGAGUCGUCUCGCCCUUGUUCCGAAACGGCAUGGAGGUGGCCCAUUGUGCCUACUCAUCGCGUGGCGUUGAAAGGUUAGGGAUGACGACUGGCUAUGCAUGA